Rhipicephalus sanguineus (brown dog tick) is the source of this 4492-nucleotide messenger RNA. RefSeq lists its product as uncharacterized. NCBI's taxonomy places the organism in Eukaryota, Metazoa, Arthropoda, Arachnida, Ixodida, Ixodidae. The transcript has 2 exons. Bases 687 to 3584 code for a protein of 965 amino acids. The record is from RefSeq and is a predicted model, not a curated record.
ACACUGCGUGUUGACGGCUUUCUCUUCCCAGAGCAAUAUUACCAUCCCCGCGGAAGCGAGAGGAACUGCAUCUGGCAAGUCCCCACAUGCUGUACGACGAGAACCGGAACUGACUUCCGGUUGUUAUACGGACAGGGAAACCUGGCAACCCUAUGCUACUUCCGGAAACUGGUACGCAGCGUGCGUUGUCAUUGAAGAACAGUUUAGAGGCACCGAAGCAGACGAGGAGGCGAGGUGCGCCCAUUUCGUGCCCAAAUUGGAGCACCUGAAGCUUGACCACAUCGUUCGCGAUCUCCUGGAUGAUCCUUACGAACCGCAACCCUUCGAUUGCCUGAUAACUGCCCUGAUCGCCCGGUGUUGCCUUCCUCAGAAGAUAUGGCCACAGGGUUUGCAGGUGACUUGGGACCAUAUCCUGAUGUACGUCCCUUCGUUCCUGCAAGGGCGUCUAACAGAUGGCGCCAGAAGUUACCUGCGAAAGCACGCGGUUUAUCUGGACUAUGACGGACCUCGAGGGAUCGAGGAAGUUGGCGUAGAAGCUGCCGAAGCUGUAAUACCCGGCGACCCACCACCAGUUACGUUCACAGAUACCCGCGAUCACAGAAGCGGAAGCCCGAAGUGUGAAGGAAAAGGACAUCCUUGGUGCCACGGAAGCGAAAAGCCGUGACGUAAACACGAUUCUGGCUCGCAUGCAGGGAGAAAAGACACCAGCCAGAAAAGCAGCAAAGAAAAAGUCAGUCGCUGAGCUUCUUGAAAAUGUUACUUCCAGAGUAAAUCACUUAACUGCACGUGAAAUUUCAACACAGACGGAAAGUUUCCGAGAAGGUGAACACGUAAAAUCACGUGGUCAACCACAACAAACGCUACAUGCUGAGAGUGCAUCCGAAAGCCGGCCUGGAGAAGCUGUGAGGUCAUUGGACGGGCUCGGUAAUAACGCAGAUUCUUCACAAAGAGAAACCAGUGCAACAUUACCCAAGGUAACUUUGUGGAGCCGAUCAGAAACAUCAGCACCUCAACCAUCAGCACCUUCCAAAUCCGAUGACUUAAGUGUCGCCGAACCUUUGCCAAACACUGAGGGAUUGCGUGAAGACGGGUACUUAAAAUCGCACGGCGAACCGCAGAAAAACCUCCAUACUGAGAGCACUUCCGAAAGCCGACCCAGAGAAGCUGCCGGGUUGUUUGAUAGGCUCAUUAACAAUACAGCUUCUUCACAGCGGGAAAACGUUACAGCGUUUUGCAAGGAAUCUUCGUGGUACCAGCCAGGACCGCCAGCAUCUGAACCACUAGCACCUUCGAAACUGGGUGACAUAAGUGUCACCGAACCUUCGUCAAACACGGAAAGAUUGAGUGACGAAGAGUGCUUCAAAUCGCAGGACCAACCACAAGAAAAGCUUCAUGAUGAGAGCACCUCCGAAAACCGACCCGGAAAAGCUGACAGGUUAUUCUGUGGGCUGGGUAACAACGCCGCUUCUUCACUGCGAGAAAACCGUACAGAAUUAUUCACGACACAUUCGCGGUGCCAAUCAGAACCACAAGCACCUUCGAAGUUGGAUGACACAAGCGUAGCCGAAGCUUUGUCAAACACGGAAGGACUGCGUGACGGCAUGUGCUUCAGAUCGCAGGAUCAACCAGAACAAAUACGGCAUGUUGAGAGUACAGAUGAAAGCCUACCCGGAAAAGCUGCCAGAUUAUUUGAUGGAUUCGGUGACAACACAGCUUAUCCACAGCGCGAGGCCAGUACUGCAUCAUACAAGCUACAUUCGUGGAAACAAUCAGAAAUAUCAGCACCUGAACCACCAACAGCUUCCAAAUCAGAUGACUUGAGUGUCACCGAAGCUUCGUCAAACACGGAAGCAUGGCGUGAUGACCAACCACAACAAAACCAACGUGUUGGGAGCACAUCCGAAAGGCGACCCGGAGAAGCUGCCGGGUUAUUCGAAGGCUUAGGGGACAACUCAGCUCCUUCACAGCGAGAAAAUAGUACACCAUUAUCCAAGCCAAAUUUGUGGAGCCAACCAGAGCUAUUGGCACGUGAACAUCUAACGUCUUUCAUAUCGGUUGACUUAAGUGUUGCCAAAGCUAUGUCAAACACGGAAGGAUUGCGGGACGGCAAGUUCUUUAGAUCACAGUGGCAACCACAACAACAACUAGGUGACGAGAGUACCUCGGAAAGUCAGUGCGGAAGAGCUGCUAAUUCAGGCAAUGGGCUCCCCAACAAAACAGCGCCUUCACAACGAGAAAUUAGCACAUCAUUAGAUAAGCCAAGUUCAUGGCGCCAGUCAGAACCAUUCGCGACUGAAGCUAUUGAGAUUCUAGGGAAGCUAAGUACUGAUAGUAAACAUUCCUCUGACGUCAAACAGUCUUUUCAAAAAACGUAUCCGGAGGCACUGAAACAGACUGGCGUGACGCCGACUACAGCAGAAGGUUGUAAAAUCGAUUGGGAUACAGAGCGUGGGACAUGUAGCAUAAGAUUUGGAGGUCAUGAAACCCAUCAAUCAGAUUUGCACAGAACACCGCAAAUCUGUACUAAAGAGCUGGCAUGCUCUGCUGGGCCCGAAGAGGGAAAGUUCGGUCCGAACUGUACCACGCGGAAGGAGGAGCGAUCACCUUCGACUCAUGAAAAGAACAAAGCCUUCUUGGAAAGAAACGGCGAGGAAAAUGCCAACCAGAAUUACUCGCGAACAGGGAGCACAAGCGGAAAAACCAUUCCGGAUAGAUCUGAUUCGCACCACAAGCGAAGCAGACCAGAGCACCGCACGGAAACGCAGGAAAGCCGAAGCGCCAGAAGCGAAAGAUCAGAUGGAACGUUAUUGCACCAAGAACGUGUAAUUUGGAGCAGCAAUUGGCACCCACAGCGCAACCACAUUGGAACGGUGCAACAGUGCGCGACGGUGACAGGAUUUGAACAAACCUGGCGCGCGUCACAAAACACAGCAGUUUCGCGCAUUGCUACAGAACAUGCGGUGCAAUCCUCUUUAAUACUCUGUGACACGUCAAACGCGGGCACGGAGCACACAGGCAUUGUUUCCCGAAUGGAGCUGCCGGACUUCGAUAAGUUUUUAUGUACCUCGCAACCCAGCUUUACGCGUAGUGAAGAAAGAUGCUUUUCUGAAUCUAAGGAGUCACAGCGAACGCACGAUCCAUGGUUCGAAACGCCGGCAGGAGGCACCGGAAGCACAAGUCGUGAGGAUGCCCCAGCUUGGGAAGGGAGAGAGGCCGAGUCGACAAAGAGGAAAGUCCGAAGACCGAGCGAAGAAGCCACCGCUGUCGCUUCGGCACCAGGCUUUGUUCACCAACAACACUACAGUGCCGAUCAUUCAGCCUUUGGUGCAAUGCAUGAGGCAACGAGCAAUCGACCCAACCAUGCCGUUCCUGCACGCAGAGGAUAUCAGAUAAACAUUGCUUGUUCGCAAGAGUUUCCUUCUGGCCGCACUUUCAGGGCUUUCUCGUGCCCGCCAGACAUUGCACGACAGGGUACUCCGGAUCUGCAAUCCCGGGAGCAAUGUAAGGAACAUCACGAAAGUGCCUUGAAGAAUCCGGAGAGUUUGCUUGAUGACGCUUCUUCAGUAAUGGAGACUGAAGUUUGAUAACAUGAGGUUAUCGCAGGAACUAAGUAAAUCCAGUGCGCUUGUUUACCAGCUGAGAAGUUGUUAGGAAUACUUAUAUUUUCGCCGAAUUGAAGAUAUACAGUCAAACCGGCCAGCCAUAUCCAUGUGGGAACCUUAAGAACGCUGUCAAGUGUGUAGUGGUUGUCUGUAUAACAAUGAAGUGAGGGUGACACGUCCAGGAAAUCGAGUCGACCUGGCGACGCAAGGAAUGGAUUUACGAAGCCUGGUUUUCUUAGCCAAACGUGGCCUUAAUGUUCUGAAUAAUUUUUUAGCAAGUUACGGAAAUACGGUACUCAAAUACGGUAAGGCUGUACGGUUGCGCUUCUCCUUUCCCGCUCGUUGUGCUUUUGCCGGUGAAGGCACCCUAACACCACAAAAGCUUGUUAAAAAUUACCGUGGGGUUGUCACGCCUCAUUGUUGCCUUUUAGCCUACGAAUUGUUAACGAGGAACCUGUCGUUCGGAGGGCGCACUGUCCCUGGAACUGGGAGCGGGUUAAGCACGAGCCGGAAAAAAGGAGCGUUACCGCACCACCUUACCGUAUUUGCUUACCGUAUUUCCGUAACUUGCUAAAAGACUCUAUUAACCCUGUGCAUACCGUUACCUAUGGAUAACGGCGUUUUUAGAGCUGUGUUUAGACAGCGUGUCUCGUGCGACACCAAGAACAUUAUGCUACGUGUGGGAACUUGCGGUGUUCCGCGCUAGCAACACCAGAUCUCACGAGAUUUCGUGCACCGAGGCUAGUCCUUCAAAGUGAUAGACAAUGUCGCUGCCGCGAUGUGCUGCCCUUAUACUUUUAUUAUAUUUUAUUGUAGCAAAUUGUUUUCUUGUAUGAGUUUUUAUAUGAAGACAUAAAUGAAUAAAACGAGACAUGGAUAUGCAUCUUUUU